Messenger RNA from Penicillium paradoxum, 1683 nucleotides. Its product is annotated as Zinc finger C2H2. The record is from RefSeq and is a predicted model, not a curated record. Gene Ontology annotation, biological process: regulation of transcription by RNA polymerase II. Bases 1 to 1683 code for a protein of 560 amino acids. NCBI's taxonomy places the organism in Eukaryota, Fungi, Ascomycota, Eurotiomycetes, Eurotiales, Aspergillaceae. Gene Ontology annotation, cellular component: nucleus. The transcript has 2 exons.
AUGGCCCUCAAACGAAAGGUCUCAGCAGAGGAGGUCACAACCCCCAAACGACGCCAGAGGCAGAAUGUCUUGGACAAUUCCGAUUUGAUUUAUGAAGAGGCUCACUCCGAUGCCGAGUACUCACCUCCGAACACUCCUAGUGAAAUGAGUGUGGACUUGAACGAGACUCCUGCGACCCCAUUCUCGACCACGUCCUCUCGACAACGAUACCCAUCCGAGUUCAAAACCCUACGUUGCCCAAUUGAAGGGUGCGAUAAAGCCUUCAAUCGUCCAUGUCGACUGCAAGAGCAUAUUCGAUCACACAACAACGAAAGGAUCUACAAGUGUGACCAUGAUGGCUGCGACAAGACAUUCUUACGACCUUCCCAUCUCCAACACCAUGUCAAGAGUGCUCAUACCGCCGUUCGAGACUAUCUGUGCGAGCAUCCAGGUUGUGGGAAGAGCUUUGUGAACGGGUCUCGGCUUCGUCGGCACUUGGCUACGCAUGAAGGAAAGGGCGGUUACCACUGCACAGAUUACCCACCUUGCAACGAGACGUUCCGAAAGCACUCGACUCUACAGAAACAUGUCAUGGUUGCUCAUUUGAACCAGAAGCCAUAUCCAUGUGAUCACGUAGAUCCAAUCACCAAAGAGAAAUGCGAGAUGGCUUUUGAAACUGCUGGUAAUCUACGGAAUCACCAGGGCAGGGUCCACGUCGAAAAACGUUUCACUUGUUCGGAGUGUGCUGGAAACCAACAAGAGCAAUCAUCUGAGCAGGAAGUGACAUUCCCUACAUAUGCCAGUCUACAAGAACACAUUCGGAUUGUUCACCCUCCACAAUGCCCUGAAUGUCCACUUGUCUGUUCCACAGCACGAGAACUACGACGUCAUCUUGAAAUAGCUCAUGGCGAUGUCAGUCUUGAGGAACGAAAGAUCCACGCGUGCACAUUCCCCGGAUGCGGCCGUAGCUUCACCAAACCCGGCAACCUGAAUGUUCAUGUUCGCACGGUACACGAAGGCGAAAGACGCUUUGUAUGCGGCGAAACAGACCUUUCGGCCAACAAAAAGGUGGAAGGAUGGGAUGGCAUCGGUUGCGGCAAGCGCUAUGGCAACAAGCUGACACUGGAAGAGCACGUUCGCGUUUCGCACUUGGGCCUCCCGAAUACCAGGAAGCGACGUCAACGAACAACGGCCAGCAAAAAACCGGCGCCGAACCCCGUCUCUACUCUGUCCGCUCUUACAGGCCAAGGCUACGGCGAGGAGACAGGACGACAGAUCACUUGCUUCUACGCAGAGUCUUGUCCACAUCGUUUCCACCGCAACUACGAUCUAUGGGUUCACAUGACCACCAAGCAUGACUGCACCGAAGAUGAAGUCCAGGCCUUUUUCAUGCAGCGUGCAUUGCUUUCCGAUGAAUCUGGCUCUGGAGGCAACUCACUGGGCAUCUAUGGUCUUGGAUUUGAUCAGGAUGGUCAGUCCUACUACCAACAAUCAUACAGCGCAGCAGACCACUCGGACGUUGCCUUUGGCUCACAGUCGAACGACUCAACUUAUCUUCCCAGCCAGCCGGCCUUGGAUUCCGAUUAUUUGAUGCAAGAUGAUUUUCCUGCGCAUGCAGCUCGUCACAUUGAUCCUAUGAUACCCAGCCAUAAUAACAUGGCGUUGGUUGACCCCGUUCUCGGUGAUCAUCUGAUGGAACAUUGA